Fusarium pseudograminearum CS3096 is the source of this 11376-nucleotide messenger RNA. RefSeq names its product NPS3 (gene NPS3). NCBI's taxonomy places the organism in Eukaryota, Fungi, Ascomycota, Sordariomycetes, Hypocreales, Nectriaceae. The transcript is spliced from 12 exons. The record is from RefSeq and is a predicted model, not a curated record. The coding region runs from base 1 to 11376 and encodes 3791 amino acids. Gene Ontology annotation, molecular function: protein phosphatase binding; catalytic activity.
AUGUUUUGGAGGUUUGGCGGUUACGCCAACAUCUCCACUAUCGACACAAUCCUCGACAAGCCCGAUUUCACUCUCGAGGAGCUGCUCGACGAGAGCGAUCUGAUCCAGGAGCUCAAGCAGCACAACUCAAAACUCAUCGAAUACCUGCGCAGCGACAAGGUCCUCGACAACCUACUCGAUUAUGUAGUCGCUCCCAAGCUCGAGACCGUCGAGUCCCCCGACGAGUCCGCCACAGAACAAGAACAAGACCCCAAGGCCAAGAACCGCUUCUCCUUCUCGCGGCCGCGCGCAUCCUCCCGCGCCACCGACCCGGGCAACGAUGAGGAAGAGGAGCUGGAAAAGAAGCGCAAUCGCUACGCAUUUGUAGCUUGCGAGAUUCUCAGCUCCGACACCUGGUCAAUCUACGAGGGUCUCGCUGACAACCGACAAUUGAUUCGCGAUUUUUGGAAGUUCUUGUCCCGCCCUGCCCCGCUCGAUCCCCUCCAGGCGAGCUACUUUACAAAGGUCAACGAGUCCUUGUUCGAGAAGAAGACCGAGGAGAUGAUGCAACUUCUGGUCUCUCUUCCUGAUGCUGUUCCCAAUUUACUCAAGCAUGUCGAGUGCCCCAUGGUCAUGGACUUGCUCCUCAAGAUUAUCGCCCUAGACCGUAACGAUGGCGGCGGGGGCAUAGUUGAGUGGCUGUACUCCAAAGACAUUAUUCCGAGCCUCCUCUCCUGCCUUGGCCCCGAGAACAACUGGGUUGUUCAAACCGCUGCUGGUGACUUCAUCAAAGCCAUCAUCACCAUCUCGGCCAACGCCUCCCAAAACGAACAACAAUGCAUCGGUCCCAACGAGCUCACCCGUCAACUUGUCUCCAAGCCAUGCAUCGAGCAGCUGAUCGGUUACAUGCUCGGCGGUGGCAACCCUUUGACCGUCGGUGUCGGCAUCAUCAUCGAGGUCAUCCGAAAGAACAACUCCGACUAUGAUCCCGACAUGGGCACCGAGUCCACCGCUGCGCCCUCAAGCCGCGACCCCAUUUAUCUGGGAACUCUCCUCCGCCUCUUUGCCGAGAACGUUCCCAAGUUCAUGAGCCUCAUCAUGGACGUCCCUUCCAGGAAGGACAAGAUUGACUCAACCUUUGGUGUCAAGCUCGAGCCCCUUGGCUUUGAUCGCUUUAAGACAUGCGAGCUCAUGGCCGAGCUGUUGCACUGCAGUAACAUGGGCUUGCUGAAUGAACCGGGUUCCGAACAGAUCACAGCUCAGCGUGAUAUUGAACGACAACGUCUUCGUAAGGAGGGCAAGCUGGACCCUGUUAAGGACGAGGAGGACCAGUCUGCCGAUGACCUUACCAUGCGAACCCCUGCGCCCGAGGAGAAGCGACGUCUCGAGGUGACCAACGCAGAUGAUGAUGGUUUCGAGGAGGUUGAGCCAAGCAAGGAGAUGAGCGAGGACACCUCCCACGAGUUCGUCAAGGCAGAGGAUGACAUCCCAGCUGUUUCCACAACUUCGCUAUCUGUUAAGGACGAGGAUGACUUUGUUGAUGAGCCGCUCAGCCCUCCCCAGCCACUCGUCAAGGUGGAGGAGACACAAUUUGAAGAGCCAGACCUGAUGGUCGCACCUUUGUCGCCAACAAAGGUCAAGGCCACUGAGCCCACGUCUGCAGAGCCAGCAAAGGCUGGUUCUGACGAAAAGACGGAAUCCAAGGAGGCCAGCAACGAAAAGGCCGAAGAGCAGAAGCCCAUCGAUUCGAAACAGGAAGAUGCUCCUAAGGAGGACACCUCUGACUCUUCAAUCGUCUUGACUCCUGCUCCUUCCGAGCCCGAGACCAAGACUCAGUCCAGCGAUGCCUCGGCCAAGGGUGACGAACAGUCCCGUAGCUUUUCUCCCCAACCCGAGGACACACCUGCGCCUCUAUUCUCUGCUCCGCCUGCGCCUGAAUCAGGAGCUGAUCGCCCACCUCAGACACCUGAGAAACCAUCUGCUGAUGCCCCCAAAACUGAAGAGGGUUCAACAUCUGAGGCCAAGGAGGAGGACGCCAAGGACUCCAAGCCUACAGAAGAGCAACCCGCUGGUCAGACAGAGGAGCCUGUCGUGGGAGACUUCCUCAAGCACCAAUUCGUAGAGUACCGCGUUGUACCAACGAUUCUUAACUUCUUCUUUGGAUACCCAUGGAACAACUUCUUGCACAACGUCGUCUACGACAUUGUUCAGCAAGUGUUCAACGGCCCCAUGGACCGCAGCUACAACCCCACACUGGCUGUUUCCCUGUUUGAAGCUGCCGACGUCACAAGCGCCAUCAUCAACGGCCAAAAGGCCAGCGAUGAGUCCCAGGCCAAGACCAAGACCCGCAUGGGUUACAUGGGCCACCUUACUCUGAUUGCCGAAGAGGUUGUCAAGUUCACCGAACGUCACCCCCCGGAGCUCCUCUCGGAGACAGUCCUUGACCGGGUUAUGAGCCAGGAAUGGAUUAGCUACGUAGAGGGAUCGCUUGCCGAAACACGCGAGCGAGAUAACGCCAUUCUUGGAGGCGUACGACCAGAGGUUGCUAUGGGUAACCGAGCCAUGGGCGGUGGCAGUGGACUGGGAGGCGUUGGCCUUUCUGGAUUGACUGGAGGUUCCGGAAGCAGCGGCUCCAGUGCCCUGGCUGAAGCUGGCUUGAACGGUGGCAUCGAGCUCAACCAGGACAGCGGAAACGGCAUCGGUCCUUUCACCAUCAGCGCCGGAACAUUAAUGUCUGGCUUCGGCAGUAGCAGUGACGAGGAGGACGAAGAUGGAGAUGGAGACGAGGAAGACGUCAAUUCUGAGGUGAGUGGUGCUUCCGCUGAAGAUGGGGAGGAUCGAGGAAUCCCUGGAUACCCUGGCAUAACGGAAACUCUUGAGGAUGUGAUUAUGCGUUCCCCAGAGCCUUACCGAGCCGAUUCGCCUGAUUUCGAGGAUCUGCAGGAUGUCACAAGAGGUUCCCCCAUGGACCUGGAUGGAUCUGGAGCCCCGGCUCAGGGAUCGGCUCAGGAUGAAGAGCAACAGCACGCGGAACAGUUCCGAGCUUACACGGACCCUUUGAACAACUCUGGAGGCUCGAUGGACCCUCCAUCGAUUCCCCCACCACCUCCGCCCCCGCCUCCGCUGAACAUUCCCCCUUCUCGGGCGAGACUUCAACUGGCGGCUCGGUUGGCGAUGCAUCAGAAGAACAACCAAGCACAGUCAUCUGGUAACUUGAGUAACGACGAUGAUGACGACGAUAACACCGCAGAUCCUUUUGCCGAUACAGAAGAGGACUUUGAUGAUGAUGACCAACCUCAAGAUGAUGACGGGCGGGGCGCAUGGUGGAGAGACGUGGUGAGAGAUCGGGGAGGCAAGCCAGACGGGAAUGAAUCAGAUGAUGAACGCGACGACGACGAUGACGACGAAUUUGGAGAUUUUGCAAUGCCCGAAGACGACGCAACAGGUGAUCAAUCCGUCCUACGGCCUCAGCCCGUGAACCCCGCCAAGGAAGCUUCAACUCGCGGACUCAGCGGCUUAUGGCCUUUUGGUCUAUCAAAGGCCGAAAAGGAAAAGGAAGGAAAUAAGUCGGCGGUCGAAGAAGAAGGAACACCAGCAGCGGACGACACAAAGGCUGUGGAGGUCACGGAGGCGAAGCGAAGAACGAGCAUUGAGGAUCCUGAUGACGAUGAGGUAGAAAUGCAUUUUGUCCCUGACUCGCUCCCAAAGCCAAACCCCUUUGACUUGACUUUGCAAGUGAGCACUAACAAGAGAAUGGAUACAUGUUCUUUGGUUUACCUUGUCAAUAUGAACGGCAGAUAUCUCAGCCACAGUCAUCUAGGCAUUCUCUGGGGUACCCUGUACGAACGUCUGCUGCUAUUGGUUGCUGGGCUGUUAACCAUCAUCGACAGUGUCAAUAGUUGGAUAUUGUACCCUCAAAAUGUCCCAACGUCAAAGCCUUCCCAGGCUCCAGACCACCUCAUCCAAGCUAUCGCGUCAACCCUCUCCAUCCCCCUCGACGACAUCCUUCUAUUCGACUCCUUCUCCGAACUAGGCGGCGACCAGGACUCAGCUCAACAAGUCUGUCUCGCCUGUCGAAGCAAGGGUUUGGACGUGAGCGGCAAAGACAUCCUAGACUGUCCUACUCUAGCCGAGCUACAGACGCGCAUCACGCCGCGUGGGCUAAGUUUGUCGUCUUGCAGCAGCAGCAGCAACAGCGACGACUCUUCGGGAGGCACAUACUACUAUUCAUCCGAUGAGCAGCUGUCGACGCAGGGAGAGAGAUGCAGUGGUAGGGCUGCAGGGGACGACGGCGCUGUGGAGUCUAAUUUGUCGAGCUUACGGCUGUCAUUUCCCACCGUCAGUGCUGAGUCUAAUAAGUUUACAGGCCUAGGGCUAGCCUGUUGCUGCAUGGUUGUUACCCCCAGGGCAGGCCCAUUUGACGGUCAAUCAGUAGCUCUUAUUAGGAUCGACUCGGUCUCUGGAUUUUCGCCCAUCAUCACCAACAACAACAACUUAUCACCAGCCGAGUCCCAUCUCGCAAAGUCGCAGAUUUCUCUCUUGCGCAUGGAACACGGCCCCCAGAUCUGGAUCCCAAUUGACCAGAGUCCCAACGACAAGAGGGCGCUGCAAACAUGGGUGCAGAAUAUGGAUUCGCCAACUUACAAGGAGGUCAUGAAGCUUCAGAUUCCCGCCCGGCGCAGCCGUGUCGUCACGAGAAAGAGAAGCACGCUUUCACCGAUUGAUAUCAAUGAGUUGGAAGGCUUUUGUCUCUCGCCCAUGCAGCAGCUUUAUUUUCAGGGCAACAACGACUCUAUUGAGGGAACAUGGACCAAGAGUGCCAUCCUCAAUGUCCAAGGCGGUGCGGAGCCAGCGGAUGUGGAUGCUGCUAUUGAUGCUGUCGUGGCAAGACAUUCUAUGCUCAGAGUCAGGUUCAGACAAACUGAAGGAAGAUGGGAGCAGUGUAUUUAUCCCGCUGCCCCGAGUUCGUAUCAUCUCACGCACCAUGUCGAUAUCGCUGAGGAUGAGAUACGCGAGUUGGUUGACGACAUGCAAGCGAGCAUCAACCCUACCAACGGACCUGCUUUUGCGGCAAUGUACGUGCAUAACCAGGAGAGACAAAUGCUGUACCUCUCGGCACAUCAAUUAGCACUGGACGAUGCAUCGUGGAAGAUUGUGCUGAGCGAUUUGGAUGAACUACUUCAAAAAGGCACCCUUUUGUCCGAAGGAUCGGCAUCGUUUAAGUAUUGGACAAAGUGUCAAAGCCGACAGAUGGCGCAGAGGUUAUUCAAGCCAACACUACCCUUUGAAGUGUACUCUGCCAAUUUGGAGUACUGGGCUCUCACGCAAGAAUCCAACACAUUUGGAAGCUCAUCACGCCUGUCGUUCAACCUCUCCCCCGAGCAAGCAUAUUCACUGGAACAAUCGUCCGCCCAGGUUUUGAGAACAGAUGUUUCGGAUAUCUUCCUGGCCGCCCUGCUACUAUCUUUCUGUCAAGUAUUCCCAGAGAGAAAUCUUCCGACAUUGUGGAAGCGAGAGGACGGAAGAGAUGGCGCGGAAAGUGAGUUUAACAUUUUGGAAACUGUCGGAUGGUUCGCUUCAUUAUGUCCUAUUGGUGUUUCCAUCGAUUCAGAAACGGAUUUGAUUCAGGCUAUUAUUUUGCUCAAGGACACACGCAGGGCUAUUCCAAGAUUUGGUGUUCCAUUCUUUACAUCUGAAUUCGCGACUAGUCAAGGCGCAGCUACGAACGUCCCCCUCGAAAUCGUCUUUAAGUUGAACGAUACAGCGAAGCAGCUCCAGCGCCAGAAUGGUUUGUUUGAACCAGUCGCAGCCCAAAACGAAAUAGCUGGUCUCAAGAGCACCGCAGGACCUAAUAUUGGACGGAUUGCUCUAUUCGAAAUCUCAGCAGCGCUGGAUACAUCUGGAGCUCAGAUCGACAUUGUGUACAACAAUACUUGCAGGCACCAGGAUAAGAUCCAGACUUGGAUUCGGACCUUUCAGCACCACGUCUUCGACGCCAUCACAAGACUGCAUACUCACGAACCGCAACUCACACUCUCCGACAUACCCCUCCUUCAAACGAGCUACCAGUCCCUCGGCCGCCUCUGUUCAGACCGCCGCGUCAACGUCAAGGAUAUCGAGACAAUAUACCCCGUGACACCAGCCCAGCAGGAAAUCCUCAUCGCACAGGCCCAAAACCCAGGGUCCUACCACUGUCAUGCCGUUUACGAGAUGGCCGCUCUUCAACUCCCUUUCGAUGUCACCCGGUUAUGCGAAGCAUGGGAAGUCAUCGUAUCCAACACGCCUGCCCUAAGAAGUAUUUUCAUCGACGCUGUUUCACGAGAGGGAUUGUUCGAUCAAGCUGUUCUCAGGAAGAUAUCACCGAGUAUCUUGUUCAUCGAAACGACAGACCCAGAUGAUGCUGUGGUUACGUUGCCGGCGAUGAAUACCCCAUUUGGAGAACCGAGACAUCGUUUGACAGUGUGUUAUAACCCUAUGAAGAUGAUUAUGAGACUUGACGCAAGCCAAGCAAUCUGCGACUUGCCGAGUCUUCAUCUCUUAAUAGCAGAACUCACACGCGUUUUCUCCUCGCAAAACCCUCAAGACAACUCCUCUCUGCACAACACAUAUCUUCACCACAUUUCCACCGUCGACACAGCCUACAGUCUCGAAGUUUGGAAAACAAGCCUCUCAAACGCAAAGCCAUGCAUCUUCCCUUCCUUAUCAUCAGCUGGGAACAGUACCUCCCACACGUGUCCCUUUGGCUUUGACAUCUCGCGAACUCAGAUCGAGUUUUUCUGCCAGCAGAACAACAUUGCUGCAGACGCUAUAUUCCAGCUUGCAUGGGCUCUUGUCCUGCGCGCAUUCGUAGGUACGCAGGAAGUUACUUUCGGGUAUCAAUUCAACGCACGCGAUGAAGACCUCCUUUGUGGAAUUACGUCUCUGGUGGGAAGUUUCGCUACGCUUUUGCCAUGCGUUGUGGAUCUUUCUGCUUCACAAUCUUUGGGAGAAUGUCUCGUUUCUAUUAGCGAGACUUUUUCGAAUUCACAGAGACACGAUAAUAUCACUUUGACGGAAAUCCAGCACGCACUUGGGCUGAAGGAGAAAACACUCUUCAACACAUGUCUUUACUUUGAGACUCCAGAAGAGCUCGACACAGGUGAUGAGUUGACAGCUGUGCUGGUCACCUCUGGUCGCAAGACAGAUUGCGAUGUUAGUCUUACGCUAAUGUUUGUCGAUGAGUACCUCCGCGGGGACUUGACGUCGCCAUGUCUCUCUGCGUCGCAAGUCCAAAGUGUCAUGAGUAGCUUUCACGCAGCGCUAUCUCACAUUCUCGAAAGUCCUGACAAAGCCAUCGUCGAGGCAGAUCUUCUGACAGACAAGGACUAUGCUUCCCUCGUCGUGCAAGACUGGGACUUUGUUCAGCAGUCGCAAAAAGUGUCUGCUUGUUUACACGAUUUUAUUCUUCAGCACAGUCUUACCAGACCCAACGCUCCGGCUGUGUGCUCCUGGGACGGCGAUAUUACAUAUGUUCAACUCGCGACUCUUGUACAGCGACUCAAGACAUAUCUCGUCAACCUCGGUGUUGGACCUGGAACUGUUGUCCCUGUUGUUUUGGAGAAGAAUCACUGGGCACCUGUCAUUAUCCUCGCUGUUCUUCAAGCAGGCGCCAGUUUUGCACCGCUUGAUUGUCAAGAUCCUGCGACUGCAAAAUCGACAAUCGACUACCUCAACCCGCACGUCGUUCUCGCAACAGAGACUGCGUGGAAGGAUCUAAGUACCCUGGCUAUUAACCUGGUUAUCAUCAACGAUACAUUCUUCGCUAUGCUUACGCCUUAUGUAUCAGCCAUCGGCAAGGACGCUACUCCCGACCACGCAGCAUGCAUUUUUGUCACGCCCAAGAAGUCAAGGAGUAUCUUUUUCACCCACGCUUCUCUCCUGUCUACUUUGAUUGCCCAAGCCCAGCCCUUCAAACUCAACAGCGAAAGCCGCGUUCUGCAGCUCUCAGCCUUUAAUGUCGACAUCUCGCUUGUGGAAAUUCUCGGCACGCUCGUCCACGGCGGAUGUGUCUGUGUUCCGCACCCCCACGACAGAGCGCACGAUGUAGCUGGUGCCAUGGCACGUAUGGACGUUACAUGGUCAUACAUGACGAGUCUUCUCGCGCGAAAGAUCAAUCCUGACUCGGUACCCAGUUUAAGAACGCUGUGCUUUCGCACGAGAAGACUUGACCCCGAUACAUAUAUGCCCUGGCUGGAAGACCAUGAUGUGUUGGUCGCGUAUGGCGCACCUGAUAUCUGCCCCCUAGGCAUUUCCGUGACUGCAGUUACAAAGCACAGCAAUCUCAAUGUCAUCUCACCACCAGUGACAGGCAGAUUCUGGGUUUUGAAUCCCGACAAUCCCAAGAAACUCAUGCCUGUCGGUGCAAUCGGCGAAUUAGCCAUCGACAGUCCUCUCGCCACACCUCAUCGCUUCGCCUUGGACAAACCUCUCCAAGCACCAGAAACAUAUCAGUCUGCAGACGAAAAGCCUCGUGCGCGAUAUCUAAAAACAGGUCAUCGCGUACGCUACCUCGACGACGGAACAGUCCAGUUCAUUUCCAGCGUCCGCGACGAGGUCAAAGUCGGCGGCUCAAACGUCGACGUCGCUCAAGUCGAGCAAAUUAUGCGUCGCUGUCUCGGCACAGGUAUCGACGUGGUAGUAGACUCGAUAACCACACGCGACUCGGGGCCUUUACUAGCUGCGUUCCUCGAACUUGGACCUCAUAUAUUCCAACCGAACGAAACCCUUCGGGAUCUUAGUCCUGAAACUAGAGAAAAGACGUACAUCGCCAAGAAAAUGUUUGAAACUGCUCUUGAGAGUUCAGCUGCUCGGGAUCGUCUUCCAAGGCACUGCAUACCCUCCGUCUUUAUCCCUGUUCAGUCCUUCCCCAUGUCUACAUCCCUCAAAGUCAAUCGAAGAAAGCUACAGCGCAUGGUAUCCGAUAUCUCAACACACGACGUGCUGCACAUGUCCCGCGUUCCCAACCCAGGCGAGAUCCAACGCAUCGUCAUAUCACAGAAACCUCUUCCCAUCACAGGUCCAGAGGAAGCCAUGCGCGAACACUGGGCCAGUGUCAUUGGCGUUUCCGUCUCUGCCAUCAAAGGCUCCAGCAGUUUCUCUUCCGUAGGUGGAAACAAGUUCCUUGCUGCUCAGUUGGUCGUUGCGUGUCGCAAAGCCGGACUUUACGUAUCAUUGACGGAUCUUCUCAGCGAGGCAAGUCUUACGGAGAUAUGUCGCUCGUCAGAGUCGUCUACUCGCAAACAAACAAAGAUCAAGACCCUUGCUGCGAAGAAACUAGAUAUGAAGUUCGUCAAAGAUGUCAUCGCGCCGCAACUUCACUGUUCAAGCCCAGACGUUCUCGACUUUACAGAAGCUUCCGCACAACAAGUCCAAGGUCUCGAGCUAGGCAUGUUCAGAACCCGCGCCGACAUAAUCUGUCUCGCGCUGCGCUUCAACGGCCACGUCGACCCGUCUCGUCUCGAAACAGCGUGCAGAUCACUUGCAAAGAUGCACGCCGUCCUCAACGUAGCGUUUGUAACGCACGAGCAUCGCAUGUAUCAAGUCCACUGCGCUUCUUCCACCCCUCCCUUUAUGACAAUCUCAUGUCCCCCUGCUGCUCUCGACGACGCAACGCAAAAUAUCGUCAGGGAGAACCAGAACUUGUCUUUUGAUCCUGCAGUACCUGUUACAAAAUUUACUUUCUUGAAUGGUGAUACACAGGGCUCAUUGAUAAUUCGUCUCAGCAAGACGCAAAUCGACGAUGUCGCUGCACAUCUUCUCAUCCACGACCUCGCAUCUCUCUACGACGGCGAUUCAACACAGGAUAUUCCUCGCUCUUCAUAUCUAGACUACACACGCGCUUCGAGGGUUUCUUACCAGCAAGGUCUCGAAUACUGGAACUGCCAAUUGGACAACGCAAAGAUGACAAAGAUCAUCGCAUCCACCCGUCCCGUCCCUCCAGCAUCAGUAUCCGAAAUCCGCACGAUCAAGCAGACAACUUCUCUAGGCCAUCUCGCACCCUACGGAAUGACGCCCGACGCAGCUCUCAAAGCAGCAUGGGCCAUCGUCCUCUCCACCAUCUCCAGCACCCACGACGUUCUCUUCGGCGAAGCAAUCCAAUCCCAAUCUCCCAGCCCGGACAUCAUAGGUCCCAUGUCAAACAUCCUCCCCGUCCGUGUUCAAUUUCCUCCAAGUCACAGCACGCCCCUCGACUUGAUGAACUGCAUCCAACUUCAGCGCCAAUCGCACGCUCGCCACGAAGCAUUCGGUAUUCAGGAACUCGUCAGCAAAUGUACACCCUGGCGCUCCUGCACGAGAUUCAGCACCAUUGUACAGAACUACGUCCCGGGUUUACUAGACGGUUCUUCUACCAUGAACGUCCACGGCGCAACGUUUACAUACCGCAUGAUUGAAUCAUGGACAAAGGACUUUCCAGAUCUUUUCGUCAGAUCAACCGUCGAAGCCAACGACGUCGUAACCCUCGAGAUCAAAUACUCUGAAGAACGCCUUUCCCAUUCCUUUGUACAAUCAUGUCUGAGUCUUCUCGUCGCAGCUUGGGAAACGCUCACGCAUCCUGAUAUGAUCCAUCAACCGAUGAUACACUCAUCCGACGAAAUCGCCCGUUCAGAGCGCAAGAUUCCCUUUCCCGCGCGACAAUCCCCUCCCGUCGAAUCCCACAUCGACAGCGUGCAACGAAAACAACUCCAGGAAUCGAUUGUUUCGGUAUGGACAAAAGUGAUUAAUCCCUCACCGUCCAUCCCAAAGAAUAAACUCCCCUGCACCCCCUUCUACAGCAUCUCGCAAACCAUCCUCCCCGCACACACUCUCGCCUCUGAGCUCAACAGCACACACUCUCUAUCUCUCACAGCAGAGGAUAUCCUCGAUCAUCCAAGUAUGAACGCCCAACUAGAUCUCAUAGCAGGCACACUCCCACCCAAACACACCUCCAGCAUCUUAUCCACACUCAAGCCCAAACCCGCUCAAGACCGCUCCCUCCGCGCCAGUCUCCGCAGCUUCAAGAACCGAAACAGCGUUCUAAGCCUCCGAACGAACUGGAUAAAGACCAAGCGCGCGCCAUCAGAGAUAUCAGACGAAACAACAGCGCCAGCCACAAUCAUGGAAGAAGUUCCCACCAUCGUGAUCCCCGAGAUAGGAUCGUCGGAUACACCCGUGAGCAUAAGCAACCAUUUAGUUGAACUGGAUGCUGGACCUGUUGUGAAUCUGCUAAGUCCGGUUCAGAGCGAUGAUCGGAGAAGUAGUGGUGGUUCGUCGCGGAUGAUUAUUGAUGAAGUGAGCUAUACGCCUUCGCCGAGGAUGUCGACGUGGGGAAGUAGAUUUGAACUACCAAGGAGAGGAACAUCACCCAUGACUCGCAGAUGA